Molecule: messenger RNA, 3417 nt
Organism: Rana temporaria (common frog)
Lineage: Eukaryota; Metazoa; Chordata; Amphibia; Anura; Ranidae
Gene: GPD2
Product: glycerol-3-phosphate dehydrogenase 2
Exons: 17
Coding region: 175-2355 (726 amino acids)
Biological process (GO): glycerol-3-phosphate metabolic process
Cellular component (GO): glycerol-3-phosphate dehydrogenase (FAD) complex; mitochondrion
Molecular function (GO): glycerol-3-phosphate dehydrogenase (quinone) activity; calcium ion binding
Source: RefSeq, a predicted model, not a curated record
GAUUGGCUGGAAGGUGUGUCAGGCAGGCCCUGUGUCUUGGGUUACUUCCGUGUUUGGAUGCUGGGCCCUCCUGAUCAGUGUGAUGUGUGUGUGUCCAUAGAGACCGGGGACAGGAGCCGGUGCUGAGCCUGACCGGGACUGCUGAGGAGAAGCCAAGAGCUAACGUUCUGUGAAAUGGCCUUCCAAAAUGUGAUUAAAGGCACGCUCGUCCUUGGAGGGGGUGCUGUGGCUGCUGUAUUUGGUCUGUCUCAUCUUACUGACACAAAGAAAAAGACAAGAAUAACACACGUGAAUGCAGCGGAGUUGGUCAGACAGACUAAUCAGGAUGAACUGCCAUCCAGAGAGGCUCAGCUACUCACACUGGAAAACACUAAGGAAUUUGAUGUUCUGGUGAUUGGAGGAGGAGCCACAGGCUGCGGCUGUGCCUUGGAUGCUGUUUCCAGAGGACUUAAAACCGCUCUUGUGGAAAGAGAUGAUUUUUCCUCUGGAACCAGCAGUAGAAGCACAAAACUGAUCCAUGGUGGUGUUCGAUACCUCCAGAAGGCUAUUAUGAGGUUGGAUGUGGAACAGUACAAACUUGUAAAAGAAGCUCUUCAUGAACGUGCCAACCUGCUGGAGAUUGCUCCUCAUUUAUCUGCCCCUCUGCCUAUUAUGCUGCCUGUAUACAAGUGGUGGCAGUUACCGUACUACUGGGUUGGCAUCAAGGCCUAUGAUCUUGUAGCUGGCAGCCAGUGCCUAAAAAGCAGUUAUGUUCUCAGUAAAUCCAAAGCCUUAGAAUUGUUUCCAAUGCUUCGAAAAGACAAACUUGUGGGGGCCAUUGUCUACUAUGAUGGACAACACAACGAUGCUCGGAUGAACCUCGCCAUCGCUCUCACUGCUGCCAGGUACGGGGCUGCCACAGCCAAUUAUACUGAAGUGGUACGCUUGCUGAAGAAGACAGAUCCGCUGAACGGCAGGGAGCGCGUCUGCGGCGCACGCUGUAAAGACGUUCUAACAGGGCAAGAGUUUGAUGUCCGCGCCAAAUGUGUUAUCAAUGCCACCGGACCGUUCACAGACUCUGUGCGCAAAAUGGACAAUCAGGAGGUCGCCAAAAUCUGCCAGCCAAGUGCCGGCGUGCACAUUGUCAUGCCUGGAUACUACAGCCCAGAUAAUAUGGGACUCCUGGAUCCAGCCACCAGUGAUGGCAGGGUGAUCUUUUUCCUGCCAUGGGAGAAAAUGACCAUAGCGGGCACCACAGAUACUCCAACAGAGGUCACACCUCACCCCUGUCCCACUGAGGAAGACAUCAACUUCAUAUUAACUGAAGUACGGAACUACCUUAGCACUGAUGUAGAAGUUCGGAGGGGAGAUGUACUCGCAGCUUGGAGUGGCAUUCGUCCAUUGGUCACAAAUCCCAAUUCUACAGACACGCAAUCAAUAUCUCGCAAUCACGUUGUUGAUGUUGGCGAGAGUGGUCUUGUCACAAUAGCAGGAGGAAAAUGGACAACAUACCGCUCUAUGGCAGAGGACACUUUGGAUGCCGCAAUCUCAACUCACAACCUGAAGGCUGGUCCAUGCAAGACUGUGGGGCUUUUCCUUGAAGGGGGAAAGGACUGGUCCCCUACCCUUUAUAUCCGUCUUGUCCAGGAUUACGGCCUAGAGAGUGAGGUUGCCCAGCAUCUAGCUUCCACCUACGGAGACAAGGCGUUUGAGGUGGCGAAAAUGGCUAAGGUUACAGGGAAGAGGUGGCCGAUCGUUGGGAAGAGGCUGGUGUCUGAAUUUCCCUACAUCGAAGCUGAGGUGAAAUACGCAUUAAAGGAGUACGCCUGCACCGCCAUUGAUGUCAUCUCUCGCCGUACGCGCUUGGCUUUCCUUAACGUCCAGGCUGCAGAAGAAGCUCUGCCACGUAUUGUGGACAUUAUGGCAAAAGAACUGAACUGGAAGGAACAAAGGAAGAAGGAAGAACUGGAAGCUGCAAAAAAGUUUCUCUACUAUGAAAUGGGAUACAAAGCUCGAUCUGAACAACUCACAGAUCGAUCAGAAAUUAAUCUGUCUCCUUUGGACGUGGACAGGUAUAAAAAAAGAUUUCACACGUUUGAUAAGGAUAAGAAAGGAUUUAUAACCAUUUUGGAUGUCCAGCGUGUGUUGGAGAACAUACAUGUCCAGAUGGAUUCCAAUACCCUGCAUGAAAUCCUCAAUGAAGUUGAUUUGAAUAAGAAUGGACAAGUUGAGCUCAAUGAAUUUCUACAGCUUAUGAGCGCAAUCCAGAAAGGAUUUGUAUCAGGCAGCCGCCUGGCCAUACUGAUGAAGAACGCAGAGGAGAACAUGGAGCCAAGAGAGCCCAUACCAGUGGACCGCAGCGGUGGUGGCGUGUGAGUCUCAGAGAAAAUGGACGCGGAAUGCUGCUUCUCUGUGUUGGACAUCAUUCCAAGGCUUUUUGGCUGUAUAUGCUGCAAAUUUGGCACAAAGCAUGAACUUGAUAUUUUUCUAAGUGGCAAAUAUACUAUGAAAAACCAUUUAUACUCCAGUAUGUUGUAGCUCGAUAAAUACUGUGGCCAGCAAGUCUUUCUGAUUGCUCUGAAAAGCGAGAGUUCACACUCCUUGUUUAGGCUUUAAGCAAAGCCUUUAAAUGUGUGUUCCAAGUUUAUAAAAUAAUCUUUUAAUUUUAAUUUAUAUAAUUUAAAUAUGUUUUUAUUAUUCUAAAAGGGAACCUAUAGCACUAUUAUUGUCUCCCUAUGCAGUAAAUGGUCUCAUCCCCUGUAGCAGCUGGUCAGAUCUGACUUACGUUUCCUGUAUUGCACUGGUAACACGAAAGGGAGAAUCCGAUUUGUGUAUUAGCAACAAGAAUUGUAUAGGGGAAGGAUCAUUGUUGUUCUACAGCCAUUACGACUAGAGAUGAGUGAACCCAUUAAAACGCACCGCCCUUUUGAAACUACCAAUCAGUGCUCAUGUGUCCAGGGCCCCUCCAAAUCUCUGUUGCUCCAACAGGAUGUGCUUGAAUUCCAACAGAAUGCUGAGUUUAUUGAAAGCUUUUAAAUAAAACAAAACCCACAAUUUUCACUUUAUCAAAUGUGGACAAUAAAAAAAGGGGAUAUUUUGUCCUAUUCUGUCACAUGUAAGGCCUCCUGUUUAAUAAAAAGCUGACAAUGGCAGACAAUGAAGGAUCAAAACUCCCCCCCUGUGCAUGUUUUAGGACCUCCAGACUCAGACUAAUAUUUCAUAUUCAUAUGCCAUAAAUGACCAGUCAGCCAAAGAUUCAAUCCCUUCCUGCAAACUUCAAUUGAAAACAGUCAUUUGUCACAAUAAAGAAGAUCAAUUUGGCCAAAUUAAAUUGGAGUUUCCACUAAAAUUGAUUGUUUCUGUUUGAUAAAAAUGAUUGUUUAUUGGUCAAACUGCUAAUGUAAAAGAUUUAUGAGAUAAAAAAUUCUUUCCUUGAAA